This is a messenger RNA of Gossypium arboreum, 1684 nucleotides long. RefSeq names its product protein ECERIFERUM 2-like. Gene Ontology annotation, molecular function: acyltransferase activity, transferring groups other than amino-acyl groups. The coding region runs from base 269 to 1558 and encodes 429 amino acids. The transcript is spliced from 2 exons. NCBI's taxonomy places the organism in Eukaryota, Viridiplantae, Streptophyta, Magnoliopsida, Malvales, Malvaceae. The record is from RefSeq and is a predicted model, not a curated record.
AUGUUGUAAGUCUGUUUUAUUGUUAUCUGCACAAUGUUUAAAAGAAGUCUAAAGAAAUAAAUAGUGUCAUUAAUUUAUGGUAUUAAGUCCCCUCACCUUCCCUCGACCUUAGCUUCUUAAAAGCCACCAGAAUGGCUUCUGCCAUAUUCCAAUCCUUCCUUGCUCUUUUGCAUAACUAUAAAUAUAGAACUUCCCUUUUCCAGAAAAAUAAAUCACUUCAUUCUACUUUCCCAAGUUUCCUGUGUUUUUCACUUUUAUUUUUAUCACAAUGGUGUCGGGUUCGUUGGAAUGCCCUGUUAGGGGGCAAAUGCUGUCAUCGGUGGUUCCAGCCAAAGCAACCGGCGGAAACAAGGAUUUGGAGCUAACAAACAUGGAUUUAGCAAUGAAACUCCAUUAUAUCAAAGGCGUGUAUUUCUUCCAACCUGAAGCGGCUCAAGGUUUGUCGAUUCAUGAUUUGAAAGAGCCCAUGUUUCAGUGUCUGGAACUUUACUACGCUGCCUCAGGGAGGAUUCGGAGAUCGGAAAGUGGCCGGCCGUUUAUCAAAUGCAACGACGGUGGCGUCCGAAUCGUUGAAGCUCAGUGUGAUAAGAGUGUUGAUGAAUGGCUGGCUAUGGCCAGAAACAAUGAUCAUAUGCUCGGCCAUGAUCAAGUUCUUGGCCCUGAUUUGGGUUUCUCGCCUUUGGUUUUUGUCCAGUUCACACGGUUCAAAUGUGGGGGCGUCUCGGUAGGACUCAGCUGGGCUCAUGUAUUGGGAGAUGCAUUUUCAGCCUCAAAUUUCCUUAAUUUAUGGGGACAAAUCAUGGCGGGAAAACAAGUUCCGUUGCAGCCUAACAGUCCUGCUCACAACAUAUCCCAAUUCCCAACUUCUAUUUCCAGGAAACCAUUUUCCUUGAAAAAAGUUGACCCUGUUGGUGACUACUGGUUAACUCCCAAUAACUCUAAAAUGGGAACUCACUCUUUUCGCAUCACUGCCAAACAACUUCAUUAUUACAUCACAACAUAUUGUAUUCAUGACCCGAAUAAAAUCUCGGAUUUCGAAAUUAUUUCGGCUAUGAUAUGGCAAUCAUUAUCGAAAGCCAGAGAGGAUUCAGGUCCGAACAUCGUUACAAUUUGUUCAAACAAUUCUGCCAAUAAAAUGGCGAUGUUGCCGAGUAAUGGCAUGACACUGAGCACGGUGGAAGCUGAUUUUUGUGUUUCGAGGGUGGAAAUAGCGGAAUUAGCAAAGCUGAUAGCUGAAAAAAAGAUGGAUGAGAGUGGAUUGAUAGGAGAGUUGAUAAAGGGGGACGAAGUAAGAUCAGAUUUUAUAGUGUAUGGAGCAAAUUUGACAUUUGUAAACUUGGAAGGAAUGAAUGUGUAUGGAAUAGAAAUGAAGGGAUUGAAACCAGUGUGUGCGAAUUAUAUGGUGAAUGGAGUUGGAGAAGAAGGAACAGUGGUGGUUCUUCCUAGUAAUGAAAAAGAUGGUGGGAAUAAUGGGAAGAUGGUCACCAUCACCUUGCCUCAACAUCUAUUGCUAAAGCUUAACAAUGUACUUCAAAUUGAUUGGAAUAUUGUUAUUUAAUUUAAAUAUUUUCUCAUUUCAUUUCUUGUAAUGCAUGCGUGGGUUAUCGUGUCUGUAAGAGAAUAAUGAAUGUAUGGUGGCUCUGUUGUUAUAUAUGAAUAACAUUCUCAUUAUCAUAUUUAAAAA